CUGAUAUUGCUGUUCGAACGCCGUCGUUUGAAAGGCGGAAGAGCCUAACAGUUAAUCAGGAGACAGUAACGGUAGAUUAGCUACAAAUCCUAGUGGGUUAGUUGGCCACUUGAUGUCUUCGCCACAUAUAAAUAGCUAAAUGGUGCAAUCGAAUCGCACCAUUGCUGUCUCGGUUGUGUUGCACAUCGGCGCAUCGUAUUUCUGGUCACGAUGAACUUAAAUCUUUGGUGCGUUUUUACUUUCGCCCUGAGCCCCGUACUUAGCGCAACAGUCAACAGGAUUAUUGGUGGAGAGGAAGCGGAACCACACGAGUUGCCUUAUCAGGUUUCACUGCAGUGGAAUUACAAUAAUAGCGCGAUCGCACCGAUGCACUUCUGCGGUGGUGCCCUGCUAACCAAGGAUUGGGCCCUAACGGCAGCACACUGUAAAACUUCUUAUACGCCAGAUGGAUUUACGGAGGUAGUGGCCGGUGCACACAACAUCCUGGACGCAGAGGAAGAUAACCAGCGCAGAAAGAUCGAACGUAUGAUCACGCACGAUCAGUACUGUGGGACAAUCUGUCCGUACGAUAUUGCACUGAUUCGUGUUGCAGUGCCAUUUGUGCUGGGAGAUCACGUAAAACCGAUCCGCUUGCCGGCGAUGAAUGAAUCAUUCCGCGGAAGUGCUCUGGUUAGUGGAUGGGGAGCUGUAACACCGGCACUGGUUCCGGAAUAUCCGGACACACUGAGAAAAGUAGUACUGCCGCUCGUGGAGUACGACGAUUGUCGACAGCUGUGGUACGAUGUGAGUCAUCUAGCAGAAACCAACCUGUGUGCUGGGCCCGAGGAUGGUUCCAAAGCAUCCUGCUCGGCCGACUCCGGCGGACCGUUAGUCACAACGAACGGAACGCGUAUCAGCGAAGAACCUGUUCUGAUUGGGCUAGUUUCUUGGGGACCUUUCCCGUGUGCGUCUCCCUGGCGACCGAACAUCUUCACCGGUGUCGCCUACUUUGUCGACUGGAUUGAGCAACACGUUGAAGAGGGUUGAAGAGGUGAAUAAGGUCAAUAAAGCAGCCGAUACACAGCGAUGAUUUUCGAUCAUUACUAUCCGGACCACAUGAUUCUGGUCAGCAGGUAUCUGUGAGUUGCCUAUUCUAACCCUAUUCUUGCCCUUUUGUUUAAGAAAGAUAAUAUCUUCGUCGGACCGGUUUUGAUUACCGGUUUUUUUUUGUUGUUGCGUGGGGAGCGAUGGUUGUGCGCGCAGUCGCGUUACUGAUGGCGCGAAACAGCGAACCUUGCUCACUUACAUGCGAUCCGGGUUGGUUUUGUGAAAUUUUUCGUACUUCUUCAAUUCGAUCCCAUUCGAUUCCGAAAAACGAACGUUCAUGCACUCAUCACGAGUGCUGGUCGAACGCGACGCCCAUCGAACGCAGUAACCCUGGCGAAUUCUGGUUAAGGCCAUCGUGGACCUAGCGGGCCUGGCGGACCUUUUUCUCCAAAAACUAUUGUCUCGUUGGGGUAGCGCUACCAGGGCAGUAGGACGCUCUCAGCUGCCUGUGGAGGUGGUAGCAAGUAGCGUUCCGCCGGUCCGCUUCUUGCAAGACGCCGCCAGAGCGCAACAACAGUGCGAUGACGAUGUGCGUUCUUUUAUUGCAGCGAAACGCAACCAGGAGUCGUGGAAGCUAGACGAUGCACGAAUCGGGCAAGGAGAAGAAAAAGAGCGAGAAAACGAUAGUGAAAGCAGAGUCCGUCCCCCUUCCACGAUCGGUAUUACGGGCGAGUCGAAUCCGGCCGAUCGAGUCGAAACCCGGUCGAAAAAGAACGAAUCUUCGCACAACAGCGCAGAACCUGGAGAAGGUUACCUCAACGUGAUGUGCUUUGCCGCCGGUAUUGGCAGUUUGCCGGGACGGAAAGGCGCAACGGUGCUGCUGCACUGUCGGUCCGAAGAAAGAGUGCCAGCAGUUCGGAAUCGGAUACGGCCGAGUCCCGGUUCUGCUGGCAACUCCGAAGGGGAUGGACCCAUUUUUCCAGCAAAAAUAUGAACCGAAGUAACAGGGUUCUAGAGUACGGAGGAGGCGAACGUCCGCGCAAUAGUGGCUGCUUCUAAUUCUAACUCUUUUGUGGCUCACAAUGGGAAAAACAUAUUACAUUAAUUGUGGAGUUUCAGUCAUUUAUUUUCUAAUCUGAAUAAAACAAUUACUGAUUAAAUUAUUUUUUUUUGACAUUAAGUCGAACAACUACGGCGCUUUAAAUAAAAUGGACAAUCCCUUACUCUUCAUUUCGUUUCGAUCAAUUCACACCUUUAUUCUAACGCUAGUUUAUGUCCAAUCGGCAACGGUAAUGAGACUCAGUGUGACUGAAAAACUUGCCGUACGAGGGUGGUGAUUCGACCAAAAACGUGGCAAAGCAAAUCUCUCCACGUUCUGACGCCCUAGUCUAAUUCUAUCAUAAUUUGCAUACAAAUGUUGCCGGGAGGCGCAUGAGCGCGCAGAGCAAACAACAAACUCACCGACUGAUGACGUCAAUCGCGCAGGAAACAACGAUGAUGAUGACGCACUGUGGUGAGUACAAUCUCUACAAAAACACACAGUCGGCAGCUGUUCGAUGGAGUAGUACCUCCAUUUUUGCCUGGUGGCCGCGUAGGACGAUUUCAAAAUUGAACAUGUGGUUCACGAACGCGCGCAACAAACGAAGGCUGCAACUUUGUUGCGUUCGUUGUUACACCCGUGUUUGGCUCUCGCAUCUUCCGCUCGUUUCAAUCUACCACUAAAUCGAAAUGGCCACCCAUCCACGUUCGAACGACGUCGUCAUUCAUCGAGGUUGCACUCGCGUCUCCAAGAUGCUCGGUGCACGUUCGAUGUAAAGACAAAUCGCACUUCUUCGCACUGCGACAUCGGUACCAAGAUUGCAUACUAGCGAUGCAACAGAACGGCCACCAACGGUGCGUUAUUGCAAUUCGCGCGAAAAGCAGCGUGCGAAGCGAGAGACCAACAGCGGGAAUCAAUUAGCAAGGGAGCAUUUGUCGAUACAACAAACAAAAAAAAAAAGAAAGGCAAAAACAAUUGCAUUAUCAUUAAUGUCAAUGUUAUUUUCCUGUUGUCCCAUGCGCAUAACGGCGAUAUUAACAUUAUUACCAGGCACUGUGGUGUGGCACGAUACGACACUUGCAUUCGGGCGUGGUACUUCGUAAUCAAAAAUUCGCCAUGCGCCUGCGUCCCUAAUGAGCUGUGUUGAAUAAAUGUUUCCGAGCCAGGUCAUCAUCGAAUCACAUUAAUGAUAUUGUGGCGAAAAGAUAUUUUUUGCUGCACCCAAAAAACCCCGGAAAUUUCAUCGAAAAUUGUAUCUCCAUGCAUGUAAAAAAAUAUUUUCUAAUUUUUGUUAGUUUAUCGAAAAUAUUCUUCAAAUCUCGAGUACCUAUAAUAAAUAAAAUGGUUAUGUUAAUUUAUUGUCGUCGAAAAACGUCCCUCGCAUUCGGUGGAGUGUGAACAGUACAAAUUACCAUAGCAACACUCUGGUACAGCGGUUGUAACGUUCAAAUCAAAAACCCUUCCCCUAGCAAUCACGUUGCGCGUGUAAUCGAGCAACUCGUUCAUUGUUCGUACGCACUCACAGCAACAAAAACACAUACACACAGCAUGCCUAUGUACGCCGCACAACCGCAACGAGCAGAGUUGAUUGCCCUCUUGACUGAAUGCGCCCUGCUCUGCGCAUGUCUCCCUGGUACAGAUUCAUCCAAGGACAUUGCCAUG
Anopheles funestus (African malaria mosquito) is the source of this 3727-nucleotide messenger RNA. RefSeq names its product trypsin-1-like. Gene Ontology annotation, molecular function: serine-type endopeptidase activity. The transcript is spliced from 3 exons. NCBI's taxonomy places the organism in Eukaryota, Metazoa, Arthropoda, Insecta, Diptera, Culicidae. The record is from RefSeq and is a predicted model, not a curated record. Gene Ontology annotation, biological process: proteolysis. The coding region runs from base 211 to 1026 and encodes 271 amino acids.